This is a messenger RNA of Glarea lozoyensis ATCC 20868, 1518 nucleotides long. RefSeq lists its product as uncharacterized. NCBI's taxonomy places the organism in Eukaryota, Fungi, Ascomycota, Leotiomycetes, Helotiales, Helotiaceae. The transcript has 4 exons. The coding region runs from base 1 to 1518 and encodes 505 amino acids. The record is from RefSeq and is a predicted model, not a curated record.
AUGGAUCCAGGAACAAACAAUCAAGGCGUGUCUCGCAGUGUUGCUGACAAAGUGUCUAUCGAAUUAUGGAUAAUGGUUAUGGAACAAAUCGAUACACAAACACCAGAAGAGACCCCCUUUGCGAUCAGCACGCCUCCCACACGUUAUCCAUUCCCUGCAUCACUUCGUCUUGUGUGUCGAAAAUGGAAUGAUGCUGCAACUCCGUUUGUGUACCGCGAAGUCAACAUGAAGUGCAUUUUCGGAAUUAUGAAACAAGACAAUUACAUUAGCCGCACGGCAUCUAUUUCUAAAAUUAAUAAUAUUGUAUUGCAUGCCAAAUCUUUCACGCUCGCUAUAAACGGUACAGAGGUGGAGCAUAUUCAGUGGGGUAUGCUCUUCCAACAGUUGUCGGCGUGCGUAAAGUUGCAACGCAUUCGUUAUUCCUUCUACGGCCGAGACCACGAAUUUCCAAAACUAUUGACCGAAUACCUCGCAGGGCGAAAUCCGCCAUUGCUGCUUGAGGUACCUGGCUUCGUAAACUCCCUUAAAUGGAUACCUUCUUGUCUAGUCCCAGUUUUGACGACAAUACAAACUUCGGCCGAUUACUUACAGCAGGCGGUUGAAUGCUCCGAUUUUAUCUUAGCCGCUGCGAAAGCAGAUUCGUGGGAUUCGUGUUAUGUGCCAUUCAAACUGCAACUAAAUGGUCGCUUUGUAUCACCAAUGAAGGGUUUGCGUAUGAUUGAACAUCCAUGGGAAGCAUAUACUCCAGAUGAGUUUAAAGCGUGGGACUUCUCUCAACUACGCGACUUACGCAUUGUGAAUGCCGAGGGUGGCUUGAUUGCAUUCAUGUCACAGAAAACCGCCAAAAGCCUCCCACGACUCAGCAAAAUCAGUGUAGCUGUGAUUUCUGGUGAAAUAUCUGCAUUGUACAAUGAACGACUCGCUGCUUUCAUCGCAGAUUUUACCACUCUGACACACAUAGACCUUCACCACUAUGAUUUCACGUCGUUGCUCCCGACGAUUGAAAAAUUGGGCCAUCAAUUAUUCGAGUUGUCGCUACAUCGCAAAAAGCAAACCAACCCCCCAUUACGUGGCCAUGUGAUGUCUCCUGAGGUUGCGGACAAGAUACAGAAAUCUUGCGUCAACCUUCGCGUGUUUUGUGUCGAUAUCCCAAAUUCCCAAAAGCAUCAGUGCGCUUUGAGCAUUACACGUAUGCCUAAGCUCAAAUACUGCAGGUUGACAGUCGUUCGAGAUUCAGUAUCGAUCAUGGAACCGGAGAAAGCCAACGAAGACUGCAAGGAUAUAGCUCGCCUUCUAUUUGGCUAUACUCCUACCCGUAACUCUCUCGAAACCGUCACAAUUCGUCACUACAUCACAAGCCCCUAUCCCCAACUCGUUUCUACAGGAAUUCCAACCCCGGACCACUUCGCAACUUAUGAGUUUGAUCCUAGCCAUUUUUCUGCUUAUCUACAGACGAGAAGUAAUGGGGCACUGUUUGAUCUAGAGGACGACAAAACUUUCAUUUCCGGCGAAUACUAA